GGAAUCCACCGCCAGCACGUAGCCGAAGUUAUCGAAACGCCCCUAAAGCGGAAUUUAAGAAAUGCCAACAAGUCCUUUGCUUUUAUUGAAAGGGGCGUGUUGGGCAAGACAAUCAUUUCCUACGCCGUUUCUCUCUCCUGCCCUAAUCCUUGAUCCCCAAAAGCUACUGCCAAGUAGUAGUAGCAGCAGCAAUAAUAGAGAGAGAAACUUUGGAGAGAAAAAGUGUAGCAGGGUUAGGGCAAUGCCUUGUUCUUCAUCUGAUGACAAUGGGGCUUUGUGUAAUUUCAAGCUAAACGAGUCCACCUUCCUAGCUUCUCUCAUGCCGAAGAAAGAGAUUAAGGCCGAUCUUUUCAUCGAAGCUCACCCGGACUUCGAUGGCCGUGGCGUUGUCAUUGCUAUAUUUGAUUCUGGUGUGGACCCUGCAGCUGCUGGGUUGCAAGUUACCUCAGAUGGGAAGCCAAAAAUUCUAGAUGUCAUUGAUUGCACUGGGAGUGGUGAUAUUGAUACUUCAAAUGUCGUGAAGGCUGAUGCAGAUGGUUGUUUAUGCGGAGCUUCAGGGGCAUCUCUGGUUGUAAAUUCGUCAUGGAAGAACCCUUCUGGGGAAUGGCAUGUGGGGUAUAAGUUGUUGUAUGAGCUUUUUACAGACACGUUGACUUCUCGUUUGAAGAAAGAACGAAAGAAAAAGUGGGAUGAGAAGCAUCAGGAAGCCAUAGCUGAAGCUGUAAAGUGUCUUGAUGAAUUUGACAAGAAACAUGUAAAAGUCGAGGAUGCUAAUUUGAAACGGGCUCGUGAAGACCUCCAAAACAAAGUUGAUUUUCUGCGAAAGCAAGCUGAUAGCUAUGAUGACAAGGGGCCUGUUAUAGAUGCUGUUGUAUGGCAUGAUGGAGAGCUAUGGAGGGUUGCUCUUGACACACAAAGUCUUGAGGAUGAUCUUGAGCGGGGGAAACUUGCUGAAUUUGUCCCCCUAACUAAUUAUAGGGUUGAACGAAAAUUUGGUGUUUUCAGCAGUCUUGAUGCUUGUUCAUUCGUUGCUAAUGUAUAUGAUAAAGGGAAUAUUUUAAGUAUUGUAACAGACUGCUCUCCCCAUGGCACUCAUGUUGCUGGUAUUGCUUCGGCUUUCCACCCAAAGGAACCUCUGCUGAAUGGAGUUGCACCAGGAGCACAGUUAAUUUCGUGUAAAAUUGGAGAUGCACGCUUAGGUUCAAUGGAAACUGGAACAGGCUUGACACGUGCACUGAUAGCUGCGGUGGAGCACAAAUGCGACCUCAUCAACAUGAGUUAUGGUGAACCAACAUUGUUGCCUGAUUAUGGACGUUUUGUUGACCUCGUUGAUGAAGUGGUGAACAAGCAUCGUCUAAUAUUUGUCAGUAGUGCUGGCAACAGUGGCCCAGCAUUGAGUACUGUGGGUGCACCUGGUGGUACCACUUCAAGCAUAAUAGGAGUUGGUGCAUAUGUCUCUCCAGCUAUGGCUGCUGGAGCUCACUGUGUAGUUGAACCUCCUUCUGAAGGGCUUGAAUACACCUGGUCUAGCAGAGGACCAACUGUUGAUGGGGAUCUUGGAGUCUGUAUAAGCGCUCCUGGUGGGGCAGUGGCUCCUGUCCCUACAUGGACGCUUCAACGACGUAUGCUUAUGAACGGAACUUCAAUGGCAUCUCCCUCUGCUUGUGGCGGAGUUGCUUUACUCGUUAGUGCCAUGAAGGCCGAGGGCAUUCCAGUGAGUCCAUACAUUGUAAGGGAAGCUCUUGAGAAUUCAUCUAUCCCUGUUGGUGUUUUGCCAGAAGAUAAACUAACCACUGGGCAGGGGCUUAUGCAAGUUGACAAGGCACAUGAAUAUAUUCAGAAGUUGCAUAAAGUCCCAUGUGUUAGAUAUCAAAUAAAGAUAAAUCAAGCUGGUAAAUCAACCCCUACGUCACGAGGCAUCUAUCUACGGGAGGCUAGUGCUUGCCAACAAUCAACGGAGUGGACGGUGCAAGUUGAACCAAAGUUCCAUGAUGAUGCUAGCAAUUUAGAGCAGUUGGUUCCCUUUGAAGAGUGUAUUGAGUUGCAUUCUAGUGGAAAGGAAUUUGUGAAAGCUCCCGAGUAUCUCCUUCUCACUCAUAACGGCCGCAGCUUCAACAUAGUUGUAGAUCCUACCAAUCUGAGUGAUGGUUUACACUAUUAUGAACUGUGUGGGAUUGAUUGCAAAGCCCCAUGGCGUGGUCCCGUUUUCAGAAUCCCUGUUACUAUAACAAAGGCGAUGGCUGUGAAAAAUCAACCUGCACUACUUUCAUUUUCAGGGAUGACAUUUCUUCCAGGCCAUAUUGAAAGGAAAUAUAUCAAGGUACCAAUUGGUGCUUCUUGGGUUGAGGCUACCUUGCGGACAUCAGGGUUUGAUACUGCUAGAAGAUUUUUUGUUGACACUGUUCAGAUCAGUCCGUUGCAAAGGCCUAUGAAGUGGGAAAGUGUCAUUACAUUCUCGUGUCCUUCUGCCAAAAGCUUUGCAUUUCCGGUGGAGGGUGGUCGGACAAUGGAAUUGGUGAUAGCUCAAUUUUGGUCAAGUGGCAUUGGAAGUCAUGAAGCCACUGUUGUAGAGUUUGAGAUUGGGUUUCAUGGGAUUAAUAUCAACAAAGAGGAAGUGGUACUAGAUGGAAGUGAUGCCCCUGCCAGAAUUGAUGCUGAAGCUCUUCUAUCCUCUGAGAAACUUGCCCCAGCUGCAAUUCUAAGCAAGAUACGAAUCCCAUAUCGUCCUAUUGAUGCUAAACUGUGUACCCUUCCAACAGAUCGUGACAAAUUGCCCUCAGGCAAACAGAUUCUAGCAUUAACAUUAACUUACAAGUUCAAAUUAGAAGAUGGAGCGGAAGUAAAACCUCAAAUCCCCUUACUUAACAAUCGCAUAUAUGAUAACAAAUUCGAGUCUCAAUUUUAUAUGAUUUCUGAUUCAAACAAGCGUGUAUAUACAAUGGGGGAUGUCUACCCUAAUUCUACUAAACUUCCCAAGGGUGAAUACAAUUUACAGCUUUAUCUGAGGCAUGACAACGUGCAAUACUUGGAGAAGAUGAAGCCAUUGGUGUUGUUCAUUGAAAGAAAUUUGGAGGACAAGGAAAUCAUUCGCUUGAGCUUUUAUUCGCAACCAGAUGGCCCAGUGAUGGGUAAUGGUAGCUUUAAAUCCUCUGUUUUAGUGCCUGGAGUGAAAGAAGCAUUUUAUGUGGGCCCACCAACGAAAGACAAGCUCCCUAAGAACUCUCCUGAAGGAUCUGUAUUGCUUGGAGCAAUCUCAUAUGGAAAACUCUCAUUUGGGAUUCAAGAAGAGGGGAAAAAUCCACAAAAGAACCCUGUGUCUUAUCAAAUAUCUUAUCAAGUGCCACCAAAUAAGUUAGAUGAAGACAAGGGAAAAGGUUGUAACACGGCUUGCACAAAAAGUGUGUCUGAACGCUUAGAAGAAGAGGUUCGGGAUGCCAAGAUAAGGGUUCUUGCAAGCCUUAAACAAGGCACUGCUGAAGAGUGCUUAGAAUGGAAAAAGUUGUCCAGCUCUCUCAAGUCCGAGUACCCAAAAUACACUCCCUUGCUUGCUAAAAUAUUGGAAGGUUUGCUAUCACAGAAUAAUGUUGAAGAUAAGAUUCCCCAUUUAGAAGAGAUUAUAGAUGCAGCAGAUGAGGUGAUUGGUAGUGUUGACACAGAUGAAUUAGCGAAGUACUUUUCUUUCAAAAGUGAUCCAGAAGAUGAGGGGGCUGAGAAAGUGAAGAAGAAGAUGGAGACGGCACGUGACCAAUUAGCGGAAGCUCUUUACCAAAAAGGAUUAGCUAUGGCAGAGAUUGAAUCCUUGAAGCAGGGUGAAGAGGCAUCAGCCUUGGCUUCAACUGAAGGUGCAAAUGUGCUGGAUAGGACUAAUGAUAAAUCUAUUCCAGAGUCCAAUGCCCUGCCAGAUUUGUUUGAAGAAAACUUCAAAGAACUAAAGAAAUGGGUGGAUGUGAAAUCCUCCAAGUAUGCCACUCUAUUAGUGAUACAUGAGCGACGUUGUGGAAGGCUUGGAACUGCGCUUAAGGCAUUAAAUGACAUGAUUCAAGCGGAUGGUGAGGCUCCGAAGAAGAAGCUAUAUGAAUUGAAGCUGUCGUUGCUUGAUCAGAUUGGAUGGGGUCAUUUGGUGUCAUAUGAGCGGCAAUGGAUGCAUGUCCGAUUCCCAGCAAGUCUACCGCUUUUUUAAGGUUGUGCAUUGUUUUACAAGGUCGGGGGCAUUAUCUUGUGUAACCUGGUUUCCUGUGAACAUCCUUAUCCUUUGUUUUAGAUUGAUUUUUGCAAGGAUAAUUUCAAAAUACAAAUGAGAUUGCAUAACUAGAUAAUA
Molecule: messenger RNA, 4318 nt
Organism: Camellia sinensis
Lineage: Eukaryota; Viridiplantae; Streptophyta; Magnoliopsida; Ericales; Theaceae
Gene: TPP2
Product: tripeptidyl peptidase ii
Biological process (GO): proteolysis
Cellular component (GO): cytosol
Molecular function (GO): tripeptidyl-peptidase activity; serine-type endopeptidase activity
Source: RefSeq, a predicted model, not a curated record